Brassica napus (rape) is the source of this 3396-nucleotide messenger RNA. RefSeq lists its product as uncharacterized. NCBI's taxonomy places the organism in Eukaryota, Viridiplantae, Streptophyta, Magnoliopsida, Brassicales, Brassicaceae. The transcript has 2 exons. The record is from RefSeq and is a predicted model, not a curated record. Gene Ontology annotation, molecular function: nucleic acid binding; RNA-DNA hybrid ribonuclease activity. The coding region runs from base 1 to 3396 and encodes 1131 amino acids.
AUGGCCAAUAGCGCCUGGUCAGAUAUGUUCCCGAAUGGAAGAUCCUACUACCUCCAGUUCGAAAGCUCCGACCACAUGCCUGUUAUAUCCACCUUUGAUUCAAAAAAGAAGAAACCCUCACGACUGUUCAGAUACGAUAGACGACUAUGCGAUAAUCCUGAGAUCAAACUUCUUGUGGACGCUACUUGGACUUCAAGAUCUCACCUCACCGUUGCGGAAAGAAUUAGCAGAUGCAGACACGCGAUAGCAUCUUGGAGCAAAAUAUCGUAUGUCAACAGUCAGAAGAAGAUCGUGGAACUGAAAGCAGCACUGGAUCAAGCAAUGGCAGAAACUCUAAUUGACGACUCUUCCAUCUCUUCACUCAACCGCGACCUCCUCCAGGCCUACAAGGCAGAGGAGGAGAAUACUGGCUUCUUCCACGCUGCAACUAAAGGCCGUAGAGCUAGGAACAGGAUCUCAGUGAUUGAAGAUACCUCAGGAAACCCGAUCUUUGAGGAGGAUGAGAUAGGCAAAGUCAUUGCUGAAUACUUUAAAAAGAUCUUCACCUCCUCUAAUCCUACAGCAGUGGACAUCGUCAGUAGAUCUAUAGCACCGUGCAUAACCCCUAAGACCAAUGAGAAACUCACAACUACUCCCUCGGCAUUGGAGAUCCGUGAGGCGAUGUUUGUAAUUCAUCCCGACAAGGCGCCAGGGCCAGAUGGGUUCUCAGCAAGCUUCUUCCAGUCAAAUUGGGACGUAGUGGGCCCUGCAAUUACAAAAGAAAUUCAAGGUUUCUUUAUCUCGGGGGCUUUACCAUAUUCUAUUAAUUCUACCCACAUCAGACUGAUCCCAAAGAUACAAAGUCCUAAGCAAGUCUCUGAUUACCGGCCCAUUGUCCUAUGCAAUGUCUACUACAAAACCAUUUCUAAGAUUUUAUCUAUCAGACUUAAACCGGUUCUACACGACAUUGUAUCAGCUAAUCAAUCAGCCUUCGUACCUGAUCGUGCAAUACAGGACAACUUCCUCAUCACGAAUGAAAUGCUACACUAUCUGAAAGCCUCAGGAGCAACCAUUCACUGUUCAAUGGCAGUCAAAACAGAUAUUAGUAAGGCAUAUGACAGGCUUGAAUGGUCAUUUAUAAGAGUUGUAUUAGAGAGAUUGGGAUUCAAUGAUACCUUCGUAAACUGGAUGAUGGAAUGUAUAUCUACGGUCUCUUAUUCCUUCCUACUGAACAAUGAAGUGGUGGGAGAGGUACUUCCACAGAGAGGAAUUCGCCAAGGGGAUCCUCUAUCACCCUAUAUCAUCAUCAUCUGUGCAGAGGUGCUCUCAGGCCUCUGCAAAACAACACAAGAAAACGGUACAUUACCAGGGAUCAGAGUAUCACGUUAUGGUCCAAAGGUUAAUCACCUUUUGUUCGCUGAUGACACUAUGAUACUCACCAAGACUGACCCACUUUCCUGCGCAACACUUGUUGAGAUCCUCCAUAGCUAUGAAAAAGCCUCAGGCCAAAUGAUCAAUGCUCAGAAAUCUUCUAUCUCUUUCUCUAGCAAAACACCAGUUGAGAUCAGAUCAAGAGUUAAAGAAAAACUGGGAAUUGACAAGGAGGGGGGAGUAGGAAAAUACCUGGGUCUUCCAGAACACUUCGGUAGAAGGAAAAAAGAUCUAUUUGCAUCCAUCGUGGACAGUAUGAGACAGAAAGCGGCCAGCUGGUCCACACAGUUUCUCUCCACCGCCGGGAAAGCUACUAUGAUCCAAUCAGUUCUAUAUGCCAAACCAAACUUCGCUAUGUCAAGCUUCCUGCUCCCGGUUAGUCUCUGUAAACAAAUCCAAUCAAUACUUACCCGUUUUUGGUGGGAUGAUAAAGACGGGGAGAAGAAGAUAUGCUGGAAGUCCUGGGAUACUCUAACACACCCUAAAAGUCUUGGAGGUCUGGGUUUUCGUGAUGUCCAAGCAUUUAACCAGGUCCUGCUAGCAAAGAUCGCAUGGAGAAUUUUAACUAAACCAGAUAGUAUGUUAGCAAAAGUUCUACUGAGCAAAUACUGUUACAAAACUACCUUCACGAAAGUCGCCGCAGGGUCAGCUAUCUCACACGGUUGGAGGGGGAUCCUUGUAGGUAGAGACCUACUCCUACGACAUCUUGGCAGAGUAAUAGGUAAUGGAGAGACCACCAAUCUCUGGUCAGACUCCUGGAUUGACCCGGCGUCAAAUCUCAAACCUAUAGGACCCGUACCUCUGCAAGAAAAAAACCUUAUGGUUGCUGACAUCCUCACAAGAGAAACGAAAGAAUGGAAUACAGAUCGAAUCAGAAACCUCUUACCGGAGCUAGAAGACCACAUUCUCAGUAUCAAACCGAGCGUGCUGAGAGCUGAAGACUCGUAUUUUUGGCCGCUACAGAAGACGGGAGAAUACACUGUCAAGAAGGGUUACUACUCGAUCCACAACUUGGAUAUCCAAUCGACACUACUCUUGGAGGAAGAUAACACGUGGAGCUGGAAAAAACACAUAUGGAAUCCCCCUCUCCUCCCAAAGCUCAAGUUCUUCCUAUGGAAGAUAGCCACAAACUCCCUCCCCACUGGUGCAAACCUACAAACUCGAGGUCUCCUAACCAACACGGGAUGUCCAAGAUGUGGGGAAGUUGAAACUAUAUACCAUAUCUUAUUCCACUGUGCUUUCGCACAGGAAGUCUGGUCCUUUGGCCUCUGGUCUUCACCCAUGAAAGAUGGAGAUCUAGCGACCUUCAAAGACACCCUUCAAGCCUCAUACAAGUGGAUCAAUCUCCCUCCCCUAGGAGUCACUACCGACCUUUUCCCUUGGAUUUGUUGGAAUCUUUGGACGGCUAGGAAUCUGCUAGCGUUUGAGAAUCGAACACUCUCCCCACAAGAAGUUAUCUUGAAAGCAACCCGAGCUUCAAAGGAAUGGGAGGUGGCUCAGCCGUGUAACCGCCCAAACCCUAUCUCGCCGAUCACUCAAAGACAUGCAGCUGAGACGCCAUCGCCGACGACCUUCUGUAACACAGAUGCAUCGUGGAAAUCAGACACAAAAGCAUCAGGAUUAAGAUGGAUUUUCAUAGACAACGAGAGUCAAGAGAUUACCAGAGGAUCAAGCGCUCAAUCUCACGUUUCAUCUGCCUUGAUGGCGGAGGCACUAGCAAUAAGGGAAGCGUUGAUCCAUGCCUCCUCUCUCAAUCUCACCAAAAUCUGUCUUAGAACAGACUCUCAAGCGCUCGUUAGAGCAAUCACCAUGGGAAGAAGACCUUCGGACCUCUUUGGAGUUCUCUCGGACGUCGACUCUCUGGCUUCUCCUCCGACAUCGCCCUUCGCAUUUUGUCGUUUUGUUUACAUUUUUCGGGCUCUUAAUGGAUCUGCAGAUUCAUUAGCGAAAGCCUCUUUAUCCUUAUACUUGGGCCUUAGGCCAUAA